UCUAAAUUAAAACCCUGUUUAAGGUACAAGCAUAUAUUAUAAUGAGCGAGCUCAAAUCACGUUUACCACUAUUAUCAAGGAUUAUAAAUAAAACUCAUCAUCAAAAUGAGUUAGCUGCUAAAGAAGAAUUUUUACAGUCAAAAUUACAAGAUUCAAUAUUAUCCAAAAUAUGGAAAUUAGCUGACCAAUAUGGAGAUGGUUUUUUGGAUUCUGACGAAUUUGCUUUAGCUAUAUAUUAUUUAAUUAAGAUUAAAUUAGAAGGCUCGGAAUUUCCGGACACUUUACCAAAACAUUUGUUGCCCCUAUCAAAAACUAAUAAUUCUUUAAAAAUCAUUCUUAAAGAUUUAGGACCUUGAACAGGCCCACUGUAUAAAAAAUUGAAUAAUUUCACCCCUGUGAUAAUUUUUAAUAUAAAACAUUAUUUUAUAUCUAGUUGAAAACUAUUUCAUAUGUUAAUAUUGAUGUGUCAUACAAUUGAUAUUCAACAACAAAUAUUAUAAGAACGUGUGUAUGUUUAAAAUUAAA
Acyrthosiphon pisum (pea aphid) is the source of this 525-nucleotide messenger RNA. Its product is annotated as EH domain-containing protein 3-like. Gene Ontology annotation, biological process: endocytosis; endosomal transport. Gene Ontology annotation, cellular component: cytoplasm; plasma membrane. The transcript has 2 exons. Gene Ontology annotation, molecular function: protein binding; calcium ion binding. The record is from RefSeq and is a predicted model, not a curated record. The coding region runs from base 42 to 356 and encodes 104 amino acids. NCBI's taxonomy places the organism in Eukaryota, Metazoa, Arthropoda, Insecta, Hemiptera, Aphididae.